This is a messenger RNA of Cotesia glomerata, 2346 nucleotides long. RefSeq lists its product as uncharacterized. Lineage: Eukaryota; Metazoa; Arthropoda; Insecta; Hymenoptera; Braconidae. The record is from RefSeq and is a predicted model, not a curated record. The transcript has 5 exons. The coding region runs from base 1915 to 2316 and encodes 133 amino acids.
AAACCCACAACUAAUUUACUAAAAAAAUUAUUUAAAAGCCUGUCUUAGCUCAGUCCCAACUAAUAAUUGAAACUCUCGUCAUGGUCCGCGCGAAUUCUAGUACCUUGAUCUUUUUUAUCAUGAAUUAUUUUUCCAGUCACUUACAAUUUAAAAAAACAUAUAAUUAAAAUGUAUAAAGUUACAUUAUUAUUAUUGUUAUCAAUUUUUUUAACCGCGGCUAAAAAUUGUUCAGAAACUUCGUCGUAUAAAUUAUAUCUCACUCCAGAUGAUCCAGAUGGUAAAAAGUUCAUCGAAGACGGCUGGAAAAAAUUAGUUGAGUACAACCGGGUAGAUGGCGCUGUUAAUUACAACCACUCAGGUUUAUUCAAAGCGCAAGUGCGAGUCGAAGACAAUCAAAGGAAGUACACCAUAUUGGCUUAUUACGUUUCGGAGAAUAGAGAUGUUAAAUUUUCUUACUGUUAUUUGUUUGUUUAUCCAAUUAGAGAAAAACCUCUGUUCAUAGAUUGUUAUUCUACGGGCCCAGAUAGGCACAUAGACGCAAAGUUUUAUUCACAGUACAGAAUGUAUAAUUUUCUUGAUAACUGGGAAUUAAUUUAAGAUAUUAAUUAAAUCGUUUUAUGUAAAAUAAAGAACUCGGAAAAAGAAUUAACUAAUUUAUUGUAAAAGUUUGACUUAGGGGGUGUGUAACUUUUUAAGAGUUGGUUUUAGCAAAAAAGUCAUUUAGACAAAAAUUUUUGGCUUCUGUCAAGUGCCUAGAAGAAUAAUCAAGGCUAAAAAUAACGAAUUUUUAGUAAAUAGUAUAAAAAAAAUUUUUUUUGGUACUUAAAAUUGUAAUAAAGUCUUUUUUUAACGGCAUAAAUGUAACAGUUUCAAAAUUGCGAGCUCGGGAGGUUCCGGUGGUUCGUUUGGAACCGGACCAAAUUAGAGGGCUUCUCAUGAGUGCCUAGAAAGAUAAUUAGGGGAAAAAAUAAAAAAUUUUUAAAAUAGUUUUUUUUUUAUGGAAUUUUAAUAGUUUUGAUUUUUUAAGGGCUGUCACUUUUUAAGGGUUGGUUUUAUCAAAAAAGUCAAUCAGCGCUUUUUUAUAGGGGAUUUAAUUUCCUAUCGGAAAUAUUAAUCAAAUUAUUUUUAAAAAAUUUUUUUCACGGUUAAAUUAUUACAAAAGUACUUUUUUAGUGACAUAAAUGUAACAGUUUCAAAAUAUCGAGUUUGGGAGGUUCCAGUGGGUCUUUUUGAACCGGACAAUAAUUUUUGGCUUCUGUCAAGUGCCUAGAGGAAUAUUUAAAGGGGCUCAGGUUAGAGUCGAGAAUGACGAAAGACACUACACAAUACUGGUAGAAUAUCAAAAGCAUGACACAUGGGAAACUACAGGAAUAUUUCGCGAGAUUUUUUAUGCUUACAUAUUUUACGACACGACAAAAGAAGACCCGCUGUUUGUAGAUGGCUUCGAGGGAUAUACAGAAAUAAGUAUUUUUUUUUGACAAAGUUACGCAUUACACGGAUCUAAUAUUUACUAUGUUUUCAGAGAUACGCAAAGGAUUGGGACAAAUGACAGUUUAUAAUGUACCAUUAUCUGAAGUCAGUUGUAUAAAAUUGAUGAAUAAAAACUAAAUUUGUUUUUUUAUUUUUAAAAACCGAGGUCCUAGCGACCUAGAAUUCUUCCUCCCGAGUAAAAUGAACCCAAACACUCCAUACUUAUUUCCAAGGGUUCUUUAAAAAAAUCGCGUUAAUAAUUUAUCUAAUGAUCUAUAGAUCAUUAAUCAAAAAUCGACCUACGAGCAAUCUGAUCGUGCGACACGUCAUUUUUCUCAGAAUUUUCUUCAGAUUACGAAUAUCCUAUUAAAUUUCGCCUAAGAAGAAAUUAAUCACCAUUUUCAGGCGGCUGGUGUCUGGCAUGUGUACAAGCUAAGUUUAAACAUGUACGACCCGGCUAUAAAAUGCAGCCGUAUUAACCGUAGCUUACCUUACAACGGAUCAAACUACACGGAGAUAAUGGAGAGCGUUUCGACCAUAACCAACAAAAUUUCGACAAUUGUCGCAGAAGGUAAUGUAAAUAGUCCAACAUUCAGACACCACGUGCCCCUUCUAGGAGAAGUAGACGUCGAUAAUUACGCUAUAGGUGUCGAUUACGGCAGAUAUCGUGUAAUAUGGCAGAGCAAUAACCACGGAAAUACUCAUCUUAGCACUGAGGGGACAUGGAUACUCACAAGAGAACGAGUCCAGUACCAAGACCUUGAACGAUUUAUAGACCAAUCUUUCAGAAACUGGAGACUCCAGAAGCCAGCGUUCUCUACGCCUGAUGCAAACUGUCCAUUUUAAACUAAAUAAAAAUUCUUGAAUUUUAAAAAA